AUGAUUGGCUUUCGUAACCAAUACAGGGAGUACUGGGCUUCCACAAGCAGUCACACAAAGAAUGGCCGCCCGGUGGAUGCCGUGAUUCUCCCGGUGUCACCAUAUGCAGGUUUCAAACCAGGCAAGUUUGACUAUUCUGCAUACACUAGUAUCGUAAAUAUUCUCGGCUAUUCCAGCGCCGUCGUCCAGGUGACGUUUGGGGACAAAAGCGUUGAUGUGGUGAAAGACGACUACAAGCCACUUGGCGAAAGGGACAAACUCAACAUGGAUACUUACGACGCGGAUGCAAGCGAUGGCGUUCCCGCUGCCAUCCAGAUCCUCGGACGCGAUCUCGAAGAGGAAAAAAUUCUCUCCAUUGCUCAAAUUGUUGCAGACGCGAUAACAGAGUACCAAGCCAAGCAGGCGUAG
Messenger RNA from Akanthomyces muscarius, 408 nucleotides. RefSeq lists its product as uncharacterized. NCBI's taxonomy places the organism in Eukaryota, Fungi, Ascomycota, Sordariomycetes, Hypocreales, Cordycipitaceae. The coding region runs from base 1 to 408 and encodes 135 amino acids. The transcript has 4 exons. The record is from RefSeq and is a predicted model, not a curated record.